Strongylus vulgaris is the source of this 423-nucleotide messenger RNA. Lineage: Eukaryota; Metazoa; Nematoda; Chromadorea; Rhabditida; Strongylidae. The record is from the annotation of a GenBank genome assembly.
AUGGAAGAAAAGCAAGUAAUGGCGAUAGAUUCAUGUGAAGUGGUUAAUAAUCCAAGCAAUAACGUCGUUGCUUCCUCACAUCCAAAAGAAAUGCGUGGAAUGCCGAAGUCAGGACGCUGGUGGAAGGACACGCAGUCUGCCAGGCAUAGCUCUUUGAUAAAAGUAAAGCCUCUGAAGUCUUCCUGGAAGAAGAAAAUGGCAGAUCGAGCAAAACUGAAACAAGUCAAACUUCUACAGCAAGAAAUACGUGAUAGUAAGGCGCAAGAGAAACAGGAAAAGAUUGAAAGGAGGAAAGAACAGGAAAAGCGACGUCUUGAAAACGAGAGGAAGGGAGAGGUUGUGCAGGUGAUCAAAAACACCGCUAAAUUGCGAAAGGCUAAGAAGAAGCAGCUGAGGUUUAUCGAGAAGAGGGAUACAAACUGA